This is a messenger RNA of Fusarium odoratissimum NRRL 54006, 2211 nucleotides long. RefSeq lists its product as uncharacterized. The transcript is spliced from 3 exons. The record is from RefSeq and is a predicted model, not a curated record. Bases 631 to 2211 code for a protein of 526 amino acids. NCBI's taxonomy places the organism in Eukaryota, Fungi, Ascomycota, Sordariomycetes, Hypocreales, Nectriaceae.
GGAAACAAUUCGACCGUUGAUUGUGGCUAGUCUUGGACAGCAUGUUUACGCUUGGGUCUGCCGACCAUCUCGGCGGCAAACUCCACCUAAAUCGUAUGUUUAUGAGACCCCCCAAAAUCAAAUUACUAAUAUUGUAGUCUUCUAAACGAAGUGGGUAUCCCUCGUUUGGCACAAAUUCCAAACAGCAGCUACGACGCCAUCAUAAUUCCACAUCUUCAUCCUGGUAGUUUCGCGAGAAAUCCAAGCAUGUCGAGUCAAGACCAGGUCUUCUGGUACCCGUGGGUUGCCACAUGGGUCUACAUGGACACUGCAAUUCGUCUGCUUAUGAGCCAUGAUAUUUCAUAUACAUCACGCCAGGCUUUGUGUAUCGAACUCCACAUCCAAGCAGAGGCAACUUUGAAAAACGCAGGAUACUUCGAGAGUCUACAGGUUGCAAAAGCUGAGUUUGCUUACACAAAGAAGAUAAAUACUUUGGAGCCAAUGAUUUGCAAGAGCGUAGCGUAAGAGACUCGGUCAGCCGCAACUAAAGGGCAUGCACUCCCUUCAUUCAGUAUCCCAGUAGACAGAAGAGCUGUGCUAGAUCACCACCUCUCUUACAGUGCCCUCUCCGAUCAGGGUAUAUCUCAACCGAUGUUUGAAUCAACAGAAGAUGACUCAAAGAAAAGACCUCGAGACGUGUUCGAAGAAAACGAACGGUUUGGCGACCCAAGGGCAAGCUUAACGUCAAAUAACUGGGGUCCCUCGGACAAGACGCUGGAAAGAUGGAGGAAGGGUGACUUGAGAAGUUUCAACGAAGAGUUUCCCAAAUGCGUUCAUUCAUUCCAGAAUGCUGUCAUCAACAGCUACAUAAAAAACUUGCCGAAGUUUCUGCUCGAGCGGUCCUGGACUGGUUCCAACUCCUCUGUACUGCCAGAACCUACCCUAGAUGACAACAAUUCUGCAAUCGCCGGGAACCAGCCAUACUCGCCCAUACCCUCAUCCUUAUUCGAGACCAAGUCACUUGCUGUGCAUCCCCCAUAUCGUUUCAAACUCGCCCUUGAACGAUGUGGAAAGACCGAAGGCCCCCCGUCAUCGACAAUCAGACGCCAACAGGCCGAACAACUAUUUGGAGACACGGUACCCAAAUUAUGUGGCUGGUUGUUGGACAAGGUUGCUUGGGUGGAGUUUCUACAGGAACUUGACGAAGGUGUUUGGAUUGCCGCCUCACUAGAGACUGCGAGAGGCGAUCGGGUGGUACAGCCGGAGCGCGACAGAUUCAUCGAGACUUUCAGGGGCAAAGGUGAUGCUGGUGAGUCUAGCAACGAUGAAACUGGAGGGAUAAAACUCCAAAGGGCAUCGCAACAGUUCAUGAUACAACAAAUGCAGUGGCUCGGCAACAUUACGAGGGGGAAAGUAGCUGGCUCCCUGUAUCUCGAUCUGAAUGAAGCCGAAGGUCACCAGAUCAAAGUGUCACAGCGCGGAAAAGUUCAACUCAGAUUCAAGUCAAAAAACGACUCAAUGGUCACGACGAACAUUAAGCUGGGCCCUAUCAUUGCUCCGCUUGAGAAAGACGAUAAGCGUACGAUACAUUUCACGGAUCUGGGAAUCGAUAUCAGAACUGCAACAGGGUUGACAAUCAAAGUUCCCAUAAACAAUUCGGCAUGCACUUUGCCCCUGUCAGCGAUGAAAAGCCACCAAAACGGUACCGACUUUAUCAGCCUUUGGAAAGCAGUUCGGGGUGAAGCUCGGCCUGAAGAUAGGGUAUCGAGUCUCUUAAAGUCUUCUGAUGAGGAUGCAGACUAUCCUCCAGAGUUGUGUGUCUCGUCUACCGGGAACAUGGGGGAGCCUCCGCGCAAGCUUCUUAAAACUAUUCAAGAACCUGAGAAGAACGACACACUGUGGCUCCUAAAGGGCUAUAUUGAUUUACGCCUACCUGACGGAGGUGAUUUCUGGACGGGCAAUAAGGAGGAUUUUCCACAAGGAACAGACGAUGUCACAGGCUUCAUCGACUUUCUCGAAUUGUCUGAAAACUGUCAACACCCCUACGCUCGAUGGUGGUUCGACUCACUAGUCUUGAGAGGAAGAGCUCAGCGUAACUGGUUCAAUUGGCUUUCAUCCCUACGAACGACGACACGUCGGCACGAAAACGCACCCAUGUCUGCGACGCCGAAAGGCGCUUAUGGCAAAAAAUGUGCUGUUUUCACACUUGGUCCUAAACAAGCAGGGUUCUGA